AGUGCAGAGUGGUCACUGGCAGGGGCAGACACCGGCACACCACAGCAGAGAGAGGAGGGCAGACACCAGCACACACCACAGCAGGCAGAGGAGUCAGUGCACGGCCGCCACUGGACAGGAGCUGAGAGUGAAGCAGUGCUACAAAGAAGGACUUAACAACUACAGAGGGAACGGCCAGUCGGACAGGCAGGGGGAGAUCGCCUUGAGUGUAAGGCACGAACAGGUCUACGGCUGUCUGCUGAGUUGUUGCUAGUGCACUGUGGGAACUGGGUUUGGAAGCCGGAGGAAGAUGAGGACCUUACAGUGUCUACUGCUCCUGCUGCUGGGCAUUCAGCUGUGUGUUGGAGCGCCAUUCAGUCGGGUGGAGAGAGAGGCUCAUGGAGCGGAUGUUGGCGUGGAGCUGAUUGGCAUUGCUAAGGACGCACCUGAUGACACACCGGUAGCAGAGGAACCGGCACCUGAACCAGCACCAGAGGAAGAACCAGCAGCACCUCCACCGGAACCAGCACCAAAACCAAAACCAGCACCAAAACCAGCAUCAAAACCGGUACGAAAAACAGUACGAAAAACAGUAGCAAAACCAAAACCAGCACCAGUACCAGUGCCAGAACCGGUACCAGAACCGUUACCAGAACCAGUACCAGAGGAACCAGCAGCACCAGUAGAACCAGCAGCACCUGAGGAACCAGCACCAGUAGAACCAGCAGCGCCAGUAGAACCAGCACCUGAGGAACCAGCAGCGCCAGUAGAACCAGCACCUGAGGAACCAGCAGCGGCAGUAGAACCAGCACCUGAGGAACCAGCAGCGGCAGUAGAACCAGCACCUGAGGAACCAGCAGCGGCAGUAGAACCAGCAGCACCAGAGGAACCAGCAGCACCUCCACCAGAACCAGCACCAGCACCAAAACCAGCAUCAAAACCAGCACCAAAACCAGCACGAAAAACAGUACGAAAAACAGUACGAAAAACAGUAGCAAAACCAAAACCAGCACCAGCACCAGUACCAGAACCGGUACCAGAACCAGUACCAGAGGAAGAACCAGCAGCACCAGUAGAAGCGGCACCUGAGGAACCAGCAGCACCAGUAGAAGAACCAGUUGCCGAGGAUCCACCAGCAGCAGAGGAACCAGUUGCCGAGGAUCCACCAGCAGCAGAGGAACCAGUUGCUGAGGAGGCUGUUGUCGUAGAAGAAGCGGUUGCCGAGGAAGAAGCUGCCCCAGAGGAACCCGUUGUGGUCGUGGCAGAACCUGAUGCAGAACCAGCAGCUGAAGAACAAGUUGCAGAGGAGGCUGAAGCUGUUGCCGAGGAAGCUGUUGUCGCAGAGGAAGCUGCUGGGGAGAUUGUUGUCGAGGAAGCCGUUGCCGAGGAACCAGCUGCCCCAGAGGAACCUGUUGUGGAGGCCGUUGUAGCACCAGAAGAGGCCGCUGAGGAGGCGGAGGAGGCACCUGCUGAAGCUGAGGCUGAAGCUGAGGCUGAAGUGGUGGUGGCAGAAGAAGCUCCAGCUGAGGAGGAGGCCGCCCCUGUGGAGGAGGAAGCAGCAGCUCCAGAGGAAGUUGUGGAGGAGGCCAUAGAAGCUGAGGAUGCUGCAAUCGUAGCAGCAGAACCAGAGGAGGAGGAGGUACCCGCAGAGGAGGCGGCAGUGGAGGAAGAGGCAGAGGAGGAGGAGGAGGCUGAAGCAGAGACUGAAGAAGUUGAUGUUGUAGCAGCAGAGGCUGAAGAAGAGGCAGCUCCUGAGGAAUCAGAAGCUGAAGCUGAAGAGGAGGCUGCCGAGGAGGAGGAAGAGGAAGCUGCCGAAGUGGAGGAGGAAGCUGCAGAAGCAGAGGAGGACGCAGAGGCCGCCAUAGCCGUGGAAACAGAGGAGGAGGAAGCUGAGGCUCCUGAAGAGGAGGAGGAGGAAGCUGAGGCCGCUCCAGAGGAGGAAGAGGAUGCUGAGGAGGAAGCAGAGCCUGAGACAGAGGAGGACGCGGAGGCCGCAGUAGCCAUGGAAACAGAGGAGGAGGAGGAAGCAGCUUUAGAGGAUGAGGAGGAGGAAGCUGAGGAGGAGGCUGAGGAGGAGGCUGAGGAGGAGGAAGCUGGAGAGGAAGAGGAUGUUGCUGCUGUCAUACCGGCUGAGGAAGAGGAGGCAGAAGGUGAGGAUGCUGUGGAGGAGGAGGAGUUGGAGGAGGAGGUGGUGGAAGAGGAGGCUGCAGAGGAUGAGGAGGCGGCAGUGAUCCCUGAAGUAGAAGAAGAAGAGGAGGCAGCAGAGGAGGAAGAGGAGGCAGAGGAGGAGGAGAUAGCUCCUAUCCCUGUGGACGAAGCAGAGGAGGAACCAGCACCUGCAGAGGAGGAACCAGAGGCUCCUGUGGAGGAGGAACUGGCACCAGAAGAGGAACCGGCACCAGAAGAACCAGCACCAGAGGAACCAGUAGACGAAGAACCAGUAGAAGAAGAACCAGUUCCUGAGGCAGAACCUGCUCCUGAGGAGCCAGCAGCUCCAGACUGCCCCGGGUGCCCAAACUGCCCGACAGAAGCAGAAGCCGUGGUGGUGGUAGAGGAGGUGGUGGAGGAGGUGGUGGUGGAGACUGUGGCAGCUGAGCCAGCCGUAGAGGAGGAGGAGACUCUUACCAUGGAGCAGGAGGCAGAGGAGGUGAAAUCAGGUGGAGUCAGUCGAGGUCUGCUAUUGGGCUGUGCCUUCAUUGGGCUGCUGUCACUCAUGGCUGUUGGAACUGUCGGCAGAGUCGUCUCCAAUAAACUACACUGAGGAGGGAUGGUUGAGGUGUCAUGGAUCUCUGAUUACUAUCAACACUGUGAAGGAAUGAAAACACACACUGAAGACACACAUAUCCCCACACACUUCCCAUCACACACACACACACACACACACACACACACACACACAC
Engraulis encrasicolus (European anchovy) is the source of this 2879-nucleotide messenger RNA. RefSeq names its product fibrous sheath CABYR-binding protein-like. The coding region runs from base 290 to 2740 and encodes 816 amino acids. Lineage: Eukaryota; Metazoa; Chordata; Actinopteri; Clupeiformes; Engraulidae. The record is from RefSeq and is a predicted model, not a curated record. The transcript has 4 exons.